GCACGCGCACUUUCUUGCGCGCGAGCGUGGUCUCGGGGGUGUUGUUCUUGGGUCUUCAUUCUUUCUGUAGAACCAUAAUUUUUAAUCCCAAUUCACAAUGUUCCCGGAACUCAACAACCUUCUCAGCACCACCCCAGACAGGACCGAGCAGGGGAAACUGACUCUCCUCUGUGACGCCAAGACAGAUGGCAGCUUCCUUGUGCAUCACUUCCUCUCCUUCUACCUGAAAGCUAAUUGUAAAGUCUGCUUUGUGGCACUCGUCCAGUCUUUCAGCCAUUACAAUAUUGUGGGACAGAAACUGGGUGUCAGCUUGACAGCGGCUCGGGAUCGAGGGCAGCUUGUGUUCCUGGAGGGCCUCAAGUCCUCUGUGGAAGUCCUUUUCCACUCUCAGGAGGAGCCUCACCCCCUGCAGUUUCUCAGGGAGGCUGGUGCAGGGAACUUGCAGUCGCUGUAUAAGUUUAUACAGGACACCCUGAAGCCUGCGGACAGUGGGGAGUCUCCAUGGAAGUCCCCGGUGCUGUUGGUGGACAACCUCAGUGUGCUGCUGAGUGUGGGCGUGGGGGCAGUUGCUGUGCUGGACUUCAUGCAGUACUGCCGAGCUACGGUGUGCUGCGAACUGAAGGGAAACGUGGUAGCCCUUGUACAUGACACUGGGGGUGCUGAGGAUGAGGAGAAUGGCAUCCUGCUGAAUGGCCUCAGUCAUCAAAGCCACCUGAUCCUGCGGGCUGAGGGCCUGGCCACUGGAUUCUGCAAGGACGUGCAUGGGCAGCUGAGCAUCCUCUGGAGGAGACCAUCGAAACCCACAGCCCAGCGGGCUCGAAGUCUCACUUACCAAUACAAGAUACAGGAUAAGAAUGUGUCCUUUUUUGCCAAAGGAAUGUCUCCUGCUGUUCUGUGACCUGAUUUGGGACAAGUAAAAUGACAUUGGACAGUUGUGGGUGUGGAAGCUGAGGUACCUGGGUGGAAUGGUCCUUCAGACCUUUGGCACACUCUUCAGGCUUGACUGCAGCUCCUCUGUGACCCGGGCGGAUGGUGCUGAGAGGGUGUGCCCACUUUGUCUCCAGGGUUCUGCUCAGGAAACACAGCGAGGAACUGCAUAUGGCUUCUGCUGAGAGAGGCUGCAUGGUGAACUCCAGCAGAGCGGUCCUUUGGGGCAUCCCACGUGACUUGGGCCUCACCUGCCUGUUUUUGAAGGUGGUGCCAUUAAGAGCCACUGUAGGUAGGAGGAGGCAGUCAGGAAGUUGUCUUGAAUGGCAGCCAUCCUGGCUGACAGCUGGACAGUGAUGGCCAGAAUAAAGAAGGUUCCCACA
Messenger RNA from Arvicanthis niloticus (Nile rat), 1310 nucleotides. It is a transcript of the gene Elp6, whose product is annotated as elongator acetyltransferase complex subunit 6. Gene Ontology annotation, biological process: tRNA wobble uridine modification. NCBI's taxonomy places the organism in Eukaryota, Metazoa, Chordata, Mammalia, Rodentia, Muridae. Gene Ontology annotation, cellular component: elongator holoenzyme complex. The record is from RefSeq and is a predicted model, not a curated record.